This is a messenger RNA of Candidula unifasciata, 1052 nucleotides long. Lineage: Eukaryota; Metazoa; Mollusca; Gastropoda; Stylommatophora; Geomitridae. The record is from the annotation of a GenBank genome assembly.
GUAUCGGAGUCGUGUGUUUCAAUAAAAGACUCGGUUUCCUGAACGGACGAGAAGAUGAAGAUCCCGAGGCCCUGGAGUUCCUACAGGCGUCCACAGAUGCCUUCGCCAUGCUGCAUAAAUCAUUUUCUGGAGAUUUAGGCUACAUCUUCUACAGAAACAAGACCUACCGGACUUAUGAACAUGCGCUCAACGUCAUCAGUAGAUUCACUAGGAAACACCUUCUUCAAGCUAAACAGCUCCUAGACACUAGAUUAAAGGAAGGAACUCUAAACCGUGACGAGCCAAACCUUCUUCUCUCCCUUUUCUCUGACGAUACAUUACAAGAGGAUCACGUGAUACAAGUGGUUGAGUCCCUAUACUCCGGCGGGACUGACUCGACGGCGGGAGCCGUGCAAGCGUUAUUCUUCAACAUGGCCAAACAUCCGGACAAGCAGGAGAAACUGCGGCAGGAAGUGACCUCAUUGUGUCCGCUAGGGCAGCCCAUUAGCCCCGAUGUUUUAAACAAGAUGCAUUACCUGAGAGCUUGCGUGAAAGAAUCUUUCAGAUUGUUGUAUCCAUCGAACGGCACGCUGCGAAUUUUGCCCUCAGACGUGGUUCUAAGUGGCUACCGAGUUCCUGCAGGGUCCAGAAUACUGAUGUGCAACACUUUGACUUGCGAGAAUGCUUUCGACGACCCUGAUGAAUAUAUACCGGAACGCUGGAUGAGGUCUGCAGACGGCAGCCGUACUCAUGACAUUCCCAAAAUGGCGGUCCUUCCUUUUGGAUACGGCCCGAGGAACUGUGUGGGCCGCAGGUUCGCCGAGCAAGAAGUAUAUUUGGCGGCUAUCAAGGUUCUACAGAGACUACGGAUUGGGUUGGAACCAGAGUCUCUGAACACGCCUUUUGUCUUCCGGAUUUUCCGGCAACCCGCGACGCCUUGGCCUUCACCUUUACUUGACUCAACUGGCACCUGGCAACGUGACUUUCACUCAACAGAUUUCUUGUACAUAUCUUCAACGAUCUACUUUCUGGUCUGUCAGCGUCCCAACAAAGGCGUCCCAACUGCGCCCUAA